Messenger RNA from Schistosoma guineensis, 243 nucleotides. The record is from the annotation of a GenBank genome assembly. NCBI's taxonomy places the organism in Eukaryota, Metazoa, Platyhelminthes, Trematoda, Strigeidida, Schistosomatidae.
AUGACGAAAAUAUAUCAUCCGAAUAUAAAUCCUAAUGGUAGUAUCUGCUUAGAUAUCCUCCGUGGACAAUGGUCACCAGCCCUCACAAUAUCGAAAGUUCUACUCUCAAUUUGCUCACUAUUGACGGACCCCAAUCCAGAUGACCCUCUAUGCCCGGACGUCGCACGCCAGUACAAAACAGAUCGUAAGAAAUACGAUGAGUUAGCUCGAGUGUGGACACAGAAAUAUGCUAUGGAUCCUUGA